GUAUUGUUGGUGGUACUGAUUGUUCUAAUAUCCUGCAUUGCAGGUUCCAUAGUGUGUAGGGGCCUGUGUUAACAAAAUUCUGUCAAAAAAAUGUCAGUGAUGAGGAUGAAAGCAGCAAGGUGUCCCACUGAUGAACUCAGUAUCUCAAAUUGUGCUAUUAUCAAUGGAGAUGACUUCCCAGAUGAUGUCAGGCACAUCGAAGUUACCACUGUACCGAAUCAUCAUUUUGUUUUUACUGUAAAAAGACACCAUGAUGUGCCCAGGGGAACUGUGGGUUUUAGUUUACCUCAACGAAAAUGGGCUACCCUUUCCCUUAAUCAGGACAUUGAAGUUAGACCUUAUCACUUUAAUCCUACUUCAAGCACAGAGUGUUUAUGCACUAUUGUACUGGAAGCUGACUUUUUACAAAAGAAAUCAACUACUUUGGAACCAUACAAUACAGACGAAAUGGCGAAAGAUUUCUUAUUGCAAUUUUCGGGACAGGCAUUCACCGUGGGUCAGCAGUUGGUGUUUCAGUUUAAAGAUAAGAAAAUGCUUGGUCUUGUGGUUAAGAGUUUGGAAGCCGCCGAUCUUUCUGCUAUAAGUUCUGGGCAAACCACGGCGCCUAAAAAGACCCAAAUGGGACGAUGUUUGGGCGACACUGUGAUACAGUUUGAGAAAGCUGAGAAUUCUAGUUUGAAUCUCGUUGGUAAAGCGAAAGGAAAGGUCGUUCGUCAGUCGAUUAUCAAUCCCGAUUGGGACUUCCAGAAAAUGGGAAUCGGUGGACUGGAUAAAGAAUUUAGCGCUAUUUUUCGAAGAGCAUUCGCAUCCCGUGUCUUCCCACCAGAGAUCGUUACUCAAUUGGGUUGCAAACACGUGAAAGGAAUUUUACUUUAUGGUCCGCCAGGUACAGGUAAAACGCUGAUGGCACGACAGAUAGGGACUAUGUUGAAUGCCAGAGAGCCUAAAAUCGUCAAUGGUCCUCAGAUUUUGGAUAAAUAUGUUGGAGAAAGCGAAGCUAAUAUUAGAAGGUUAUUUGCUGAAGCUGAAGACGAGGAGAAAAGGCUUGGCCCGAACAGUGGAUUGCAUAUAAUCAUAUUUGAUGAGAUCGAUGCUAUUUGUAAAUCCCGAGGUAGCGUUGCUGGAAAUACAGGAGUACACGAUACUGUUGUGAAUCAAUUGCUCGCAAAGAUCGAUGGCGUGGAACAAUUAAAUAAUAUUCUUGUUAUUGGUAUGACUAACAGAAGAGAUAUGAUCGACGAAGCACUGUUACGACCUGGCAGAUUAGAGGUACAAAUGGAGAUCAGUUUGCCAGACGAGCAUGGUAGAUUACAAAUCCUUAAUAUUCAUACAUCCAGAAUGAGAGAUUAUAAGAAAAUAGCGCCUGAUGUUGAUUUGAAGGAAUUAGCUAUAAAGACUAAAAAUUUCAGUGGCGCGGAAUUAGAAGGUUUAGUUAGAGCUGCCCAAAGUACUGCUAUGAAUAGAUUGAUCAAAGCCUCUAGCAAGGUAGAGGUGGAUCCUGCUGCGAUGGAGAAGCUUAUGGUUUCUAGAACUGAUUUCCUUCAUGCUUUAGACAAUGAUGUUAAACCUGCAUUUGGUACAAGCGCAGAAGCUUUGGAUCAUCUUCUUACGCGAGGAAUUAUUAAUUGGGGAAAACCAGUGACAGAAAUUUUGUCCGAUGGUAAUCUGUAUAUCCAAGAGGCUCGUUCUACCGAAGGUUCUGGUCUUGUGUCGGUUCUUAUAGAAGGACCGCCAAAUAGUGGAAAAACGGCUCUUGCUGCUCAAAUAGCUAAAAAUUCCGAUUUUCCAUUUGUCAAAGUCUGCACGCCAGAGGAUAUGGUCGGUUUCACCGAGCCUGCGAAAUGUCUUUCUAUCCGAAAGAUAUUCGACGAUGCAUAUCGCUCGCAACUUAGUUGCAUUUUAGUUGAUAAUAUCGAGCGUUUGUUAGAUUACGGUCCAAUUGGACCGCGAUAUUCUAACUUGACCUUGCAAGCGCUUUUAGUUCUAUUGAAAAAACAGCCACCGCGUGGUCGCAAAUUAUUGAUACUUUGCACUACGAGUCGCAGACAAGUUCUAGAUGACAUGGAAAUGUUAUCAGCAUUUAGUACAACUCUUCAUGUACCCAACUUGUCGACUCCUGAUCAUCUCUUGAGCGUUUUGGAGGAAGUAGAUCUCUUUACUAAAAACGAAAUGGCAUCUCUGCAUGCGAAACUUCAAGGAAAACGGGUAUUUAUUGGUAUAAAAAAGUUGCUAUGUCUAAUAGAUAUGGCACGUCAAGUGGAAGCGAACUACAGAGUUCCGAAAUUCCUUUCGAAAUUAGAAGAAGAGGGUGGACUAGAAUAAUAAGUGUUUAAUUCGAAAUUGUAAUUGUUUAUGUAGAAAUGGAUUAGGUGUCGUUUACUAAAUAACAAUACGUAGUGCAUAAUUAAUUGACCCAUAUGCAUUUAAAUCCACGUUAAAUUAAACGUAAAUGAGUUGAAAAACAUCAGAUAAAGUUAUUGUUAUAAACUAUAUACGUUUCGUAGAAAGAGACAAGCAUUUGAAUUACUUAUAAAUAUUAUAAUAUAUAUUUUGUAAUAUUUUGCUUAGAAAAAUUACAUUUAUUUAUUUAUUUUUUCUAACUAAUUUUAGAAAAUGAUUUAGAAAUAUCAAAGCAAUACAGUAUUUAUAUUUUUUUACUUAUGCAGUCAUUUAUGUAUACUAUGAAUAGCUUGAAACUUUCAAAGAAAUUUUAUAAUUUAAAAACAAUUGUAUGACAAGUGUACAGUCAAAAUGUAAAAAAGAAAAGAUAUAAUAGUCGACAAAUUUUUGUUAUAAGAUAAAAUUAAAUAUUUACAAGGCAUUUUCUCGUGAAAUAUAUUUUAGAUUAUUGUUCUAUUAUGAAAAUUUUGAAAGGGUCAGUAUAUUUAAUGUACUGGCAAUACGUACAUGUAAAAUAGGUAUUAUGCGUUUCUUGUCUGUAUAAAUACGAAACUUAUUUCCAUAUGUUACGGAAAAGUGCUCCUUUCAAUUUUAACGUAUUAUUAUUCGUUACAGUGAGAUAGACUUGUCCUAUAUUAAUAAUAAAAUCUUUUUAGUGUUCGUUACAAUAGUAAACACAUUAAUCAGAAAAAAUUACAUUAUACAUAUUGUACAUUUUUAUUUUUAUGCCCUCAUUUGGAUGUAAUCUAUAUAGAUAUAACUAUUUACCGUAUGUCUAUUACUAUUUCAAAAGUUUAUUGCAGUUCUUGUUGUAAAUGUAUGUAUGUAUGUACUUAGUUAUCUGAUGUUUGUUAA
Molecule: messenger RNA, 3255 nt
Organism: Hylaeus volcanicus
Lineage: Eukaryota; Metazoa; Arthropoda; Insecta; Hymenoptera; Colletidae
Product: vesicle-fusing ATPase 1-like
Exons: 10
Coding region: 91-2322 (743 amino acids)
Biological process (GO): Golgi to plasma membrane protein transport; intra-Golgi vesicle-mediated transport; SNARE complex disassembly
Cellular component (GO): Golgi stack
Molecular function (GO): ATP binding; ATP hydrolysis activity
Source: RefSeq, a predicted model, not a curated record